GAUCACAAAACAAACUCCGGACACUUUCCAAAGUCGUUUAAGAACGGAACGCAAGAAGGCUUAUGGUGGGCCAUUGUUACCAUGACAACCACAGGGUAGGAACAUAUUAUACUUUACAGUUAAUGUGCACACCUGCGAAUGGAGUUGACAGUAGCGUUUAGCGAAUACGCACGGCAUUAAUUUUGAAAAAAAAAAAAGAAACUUUCAAUUCUUUCUUUAUAAGAAAGUUUACUGAAGGCUAGUUGGCUUUCGCUCAAUUGCCAUUAUUUGAAAGUUUCCCAAACUAGAUUAUAUUAUCACAGAGCCUUCCUGGUGCCCUCCAAUUAGCUAUUAGGGAGUACAAGAUACGGUCACCGCGGACUACAUGGCUCUUGGGACUAUAGACUACGGUAAUACACGGCGGGGACCUGGUUCGAGAUUUACUGCGCAUGCUCUUUAGCACGUGUGUUUCGUGGUCCGUUCACCGGCGAAAAACGUCGGAUUGGUCGACGCGCGACCACGUGACAUUGCCAAAUUAAAAUGGCGGCAAUACCUCCAUCGUUUGUUUAUUCCAGUGGAAAGAAGAUUAAUUGCGGCUUAAUAUGAGUUGUAAAUGCAUAUACGGAUAUUUUUAGAAAAGCCUAGACUUUUUAUUAUCCUUUUUCACCUAUUCCUAUGGGAUUCGUUCCCUGCGAUGGUCGCGUUUUGGCAGGUUUACCGGAUUCAACUUUGAACUCUUCACGAUCGGGAAGGACAACAAUAUUUUCAGGAUGAAAGCCAGGUAACUAGAAAGAACGGCCUUUGUUCACAGCUCACUGCAGCGGAGGAAUAAGACACUAGGGUCCUUUGAAAUUGCUUAGACACCUGGAAGUUAUUUUAUUAUUUUUUUUUUUACCGAAAAGAUAAAGCAAAAUUAUGUUUACUCCAGCAAGACUUUCUAAUUUAUAGAAAAAAUCUUGAACAUGAGCUAAAUGAACUGUAGUGUCUGCAUUCAUGUUCUUUUCAUCGCAAUUUUAAUAUCAAAACUUUAAAGUCGUCUAUGACCGAGCAGGUUUUUCUUUCUUUUUUCUUUUCAAUGGUUACUGUGCUUGAUCCCAAUAAGGGGAAUACUACAUAUAAAAGAAGAGAACUUUGAUUACAAAUAUGUUAGUUGGAAAAAAUACUGAUUAUACUAUAUGAUCUUUUUACUAUAUAGGUUAGAAAAGUGAUGCGUAGUCAAAAGUGCUACAAAGGAGUAGAAACCCAGAUCUUUCCAUUAAUAAAUUUUAUUGACACUGUCAUGGACAUAUAAUUUGCUUGAGUACACAUUUGUUCGUCAAAAAUCUUGUUUUUGAAGCUGCACUUUGUUUGAUUCAGGAUCAAUCAAUCUUUUCUGAAGAGAAAUGAACAAUGAAGUAUGUUAACAUGUCAGAUACUUCAACACUGCCUUAGCCAACAACUAAGAAGAAACUCAACUUCAUAUCAAAAAAACAAAGUGAAAAAUACUUCACUGUGAAACAACAACCCCUUCAAAUAUAUAUCACAUUAAAUUGAUACAAAAUGUAGACCUGAUGAGAAGUUUAUAGGAAAAGAAACAAACGAUAAUUACAAUGAAACUAUAAUGUUUGAAUGAGAUCUGUAUUUGAGUGUUCUCUCAUAAUUCUGACAGAAGAUCAAAAUUGGAAACUGCAUAUCCUACACAACUGCAUUCAUCAACAUGAUCCAACUAAAAUUUCAUUAUGAAUCAAAGUUUAAUCCAAACUUUAAACUCCUGUAAGUUUAAUUUGUGAGGAUUAUUUUUUUUCUUGGAAAGACUUUUUGAAUACUUAAUAGCAUGUUAACUCUAUAAUUCAUUCAUAACUUUGCGCCAAAAAAAAUUAAGCCGAAAAGGAUGGACAGAAAAACAAAAGAAUUCACAGGAAUAUUACCCUGUUCAUCUCCUUCCAGGAUCCAAUUUUCAAGCAAAGAAGCAGCCCCGACAGAAAGCCUUGUGUGCAAAAAUUUAGUACUAAAAAAUUGUACACGGAGGAAAUCAUGUACGUAAGUGCGGUUCCUAACGAAGUAACUCGUUGUGUGGAUAAUCCAAAGCCAAAUUUAUGAGCAAAAUAUUCUAAACUUCGAUCCUUCAAGUAUAAAAUUGCAAGCCUAAAUGUACAGCAGCUGUGCACAUUGUAAACAGAAUUUUUUUCACCAAUCAGAAUGUUGCUGGACCUAUCGAACUUUACCUCCAAGACGGUCUAAGUGUUUUAAUGAAAACACUCUCACAUUUUCUCAUUCGACAGUUCGCAUCAAACUCAAAUUUCUAUACGGUAACAUACAAAGCUGUAAUAACGUGCAACAACAAUGAAAUUUGCAUCGAUCGACAAAAUCACCUUUCGAGCUACGCACCUAGAAAACUGUCGCAACCCGGCCGCUUUCGAUCCACUAGCCACAAGACAAUUUACACAGCAAGACAAUCGCUAAGAUUUCUUUAACUUCUUUAUAAUUUCCCUUUGUACGGAGUGACAAGAGAUUAAGUUGAACCAAGCGUAAGCGUAUUUUUCUGCCAUAAACAGUGUAGACAUGCGCAGAUUAAGCAUCUAAAUAUAGAUUUUCCAGCAACAAAGUACACGCUAAGUCAUAUUAACAAAACAAAGCCCAAAAUGUCUGUCCCUCCACUUUUUUUUGUUGAAUCCCUGAUAAGAAACUUGAUCUAAACAACAAAAACAUUUUGGAUAGCAUUGUAAUACGCUCUUCGAUCAACAGUCGAAUGUUAUCGAAUGUUAGAUUCACAAUCAAAGUCGAAUUUUGACACAAAAAACAGGAUACACAUUUAACAAAACUGUCCCUUCCGUUCAACUCGGUACAAGCUAAUUUAUAUACCAAAACAAAGCCCAAUAAUUUUUCUUCCACUACUUUAUAAUUUCUCUUUGUACCGAGUUGCAAGGAACAUGCAGUAAACAAAAAGAGCAAAAAUUACCCACCUUUUCGGCAUGUCUUCCAAAUGCAAACCAGCGAUCUCAACGCCAAUAACACUGAAUCAGACCAUGCCAAUGCGAUUUUUCGCCAGUUUCAGGACGCUAUAUUCUCUAGAGAACACACUUACGUCAAAACUUUGACCAAAAUAAUUUUUGAUCUCUUACAGUGGCAAGAAAUUGCAAUGCUGUCAUUGCCAAACAAAGCUGCCAUCUCUUCUUUCAUCUCAACAACAUUUCGCGGGCAUUUUAGCCUCGGAGUCAAUGACAAUACCCAAAAUCGAUCACGUGUCAUUUUUUCCAGAGCAUGCGUAGACAUUUUUAGCCGCGGUGAAUCGUGGUCCGUCGUCUGGUCGCUCGCUACAGGGAGUAGUCGAGGAGAUUCGCGUAGUGAGGAUUACGUAAGUAUUUUUUUUUUUACCGAUUUUUAACCUGUUAAACGUUGCUUUUAUGUUGAACAGUCUUUAGGCAAUUAAACUUGAGGGGAAAAGAGGUAAAAAUUGCAGUUUUUUGCCUGUUUCUGUUUCUGAUUACUGACGCCUUUCGAAUUCUGUUUUAUUACAACAGUGUGUUUACAGCAGAUUAGGAUGUCAACAGGAGAUAAAAGUAGGUAAUUCACUAUUCGUUUUUCAGCCACCGAGUGAAAUUCUUGUCAAACAGUGUAAAGCAAACAACAGCAACACGCGGGAACCUGGAAAGUGAUUUUGCAAUUGUGCCUAAAUUAAAAUGAGUGUUUCAAACGGACAGAGAGACCGAACACUGAAGUUUUUUCCAUCCAGCGAGUCUAACAGUACGUCCAAAGCAAGUAAAACCUCAAUUCUGAGAAAGAAACCUCAAGCAGCAAAACUCGCCCUUGAGUUAAAAAUAGCCGAGCAAAAGUGUGACGAAGAAAUCGGUCAGACCACUGCGUGCCCAGGCGGAGCGAUGUGCCGAGCUGCUAGACCUUAAGGGACCGAUCGUUUAUUACGUCCCAGAGGGGGGCGAGGGUUUUGAGAAAAGUGUUGUGUUUCAAAACUUUACCUCCCCCCCCCGCCCAAAAAAAAUUAUUACAUAUAAAAAUUGUACCCCCUUGGCAAUAAAAAUUUUUCAAAUGCAUCCCCUCCCCCAUUCAACCCCUUCUAGCCAAAGUCUCUUCUUCCAUCCUUGGGCAUUGAUUUCAUAAGAUGCAAGAUACCGGUAGUCAGCAGCGUAGCGUGAGAUUUUGAAGGUGCACGCAGGGGAAGAAAAGUUAGCGCACCGAAGGCGCCCCAAACCUGAGCGAGUCUGGGGGCGUGCUACCCCCGCAAAUAUUUUUAAAUUUAGGGUCUCCCAGGAGAUGCCAUCUCCUGCGUUUUCUGCAGGACAUUCUCAGUAAAUAAAGACGAAGGAAAAUGCAGUAAUAAGUUGUUUAUUUUACUCAUCUAUAGUGUUAUCAGUAAGGUACAGUGUUUACGGCAAAAAGGGUAAAACAGUGACGCCAUAAAGGAGGUUACAAGCAAAGGGCGAGAUGUGUACCCUUCAGACAGGCAAACUCUGUUAUAAUGCCAUCAAUAUAAAUUACGUCCUUGUGCUCAUAUGCAGAAUUGCAAGAGAGCUCAAUUAUGCAAUCUCUCGUCUGUCUUGGUCCUCGUAAUGGAGUUUGCAGUCUCUUCAAACCGCUGAAGGCUACGCUCAGCUGUGUAUAUUGACACAGGAUAAGUCAACAAAGUUAUGAGAGCCCAUGACAUAUACUCAGGGAUUGAAUCGGAGUUGGCUUCGUCAAAAGUCUUAACCAAGGUUUGUGGCCUCACAUUCGGAUCCAUUUCACUCCACUUAGUCAGAAAAAGGAUAAAGGGAAUCCUAACACAAAAACACCAAUAUAAUGCAAAAUAUUUAUCCCGAAAUUAAUGAUAAAAACGUUUUCAGGAAAUAAAAAAAUCUUUAUAAUCUAUAUUUUUUCCAGAUUUCGGCUGUAUGCAUAGGCGUAUGUGCGUACAUGCAUGCUACAUUCCUGGUAGGAGAAAUAGCUGAUAGGUUCCUUGGCCGAGCUUUAUACGGGUAACAUUUUGUUGCCGACAAAGCCACCAAAGUGUAUUUUUUUGUCUUCUUUCCAAGGAAACCUCGAUUUGCUUCAAUCAUAAUAUAGUUUGACACAUUUUACAUAGAAGGCCAGUCCCGUGUCUUUGUGUCUUAAUAUUUCGACCCCCCUCACAUUCUGUGCAUUUUCAAAAUUGACCCUCCAAAAUCAAGCCUCUUAUAAAAUUGUACCCCCCCCUCCGAAACCCCGUCCCUCCCGGGACGUAAACGAUCGAGAGCUGAAUAAACAACAUUAGAAGUGGCUCACGAAGAUGCUCUUGCUAUUGAGGAUUCUAAUCAUGGAGAUAUUGACGAUAAAGUUUUGUCUGGACUACCUAGUGACGAUGUAGAGGAUCGUCUUUCACGUUUACUUCUGAAGUCAGCUUCCAACACUCAGACUGUUGCUGAUGAUAAACGUCCCGUUGGUAUAGAAUCUUUAACCGUUCAAGGCGUUGAAGAAGGCAAUGACAAUGGAGAAAUUACGCCAAAUGUAAAACCGGAGACAAGAAAACCUCGAGGCGAAAAUACAAUUUGAAAUCCGCCUGCCACAGUGAGCCCAGGUGAGCAACAAGUCAAGCUAGAUCAAUUUUUUUGAGAAAAUGCUUUCAGCGUUCACUAAAAUUGUCAAACCAAGUGUGCCAAAAUUUAGCGGAAAUCCACUCGAAAUCCACUCAGCAUUUAAAGUGGAAGUUGACAAAAAGCAGGUUUAUGAUGCUACAGACAAGCUUAAAUCUCUGUUAGAUGCAGAGAAAGAAAGCAAAGUCCUGGUUGGUAAAAUUCAUGCCAAGUUCUGAUAAAUAUAAGAAGACAUGGCAUUGGUCGCGUGGACACUGUUGUGUCCGCCGCUAAAAGGCGUGUAGAUCAAUUCCCAAUCAUAGUGAAAGAAAAUAGUUAGCAGAUGAGGCAGUAUCAAGAAAUGGUGUCGGAGUUAAUGGGGGUGUAUAGGGAACACAACUUUGUUCAUGAGAUAAACUCGCAGAUACCUGAAGCCAACGUUGCUAAGCUUCCUGUUCGUCUUUGCGGUAGAUGGGCUGAGUCUGUGGAAGGAAAAUCGAAACGGUCUACCUGGUAGUCGUUUGCGAAUUGGCUAGAAAAGGAAGCGAAAAUAUGCGAGUCAUAGCAGAGGUGGAUGCUGGAGAAGCCAGAAUGGAGAAGGUUUGAUUCGACUAGGAGUGAUUUAACUAAAAGUGGGUCACGUAGGUCUGCUGGCAAUCCCGCGGUGCCAGGACUGUUGGUGGGAGCAACACAAGAGGCUCCCUCAGGUGAUGAAAUUAAAAGUUAACAAAAAAACUGUCCAGUUCAUAACUCGGCAUAUCAUGAGGUAGAGGAGGGUAAGAAGUUUAAGGAACUGCCCACUCUUGAGAAAGAGAAACUCGUUGAGGAACAUAAACUUUGCCUGUCUUGUCUGUUACCGGGCCAUCGGCUGAACAAAUGCAAUGCUAAGAAUGGAUGCAAAGUUGAGGGAUGUGCAUGCGUCACCAUACUCUAGUUCAUGAGGUUGACUUGAACAUUAUUGAACGAUCAAGAGCGAGAAAAGCAGAAAAACUGGCAGUCGGUGAAGGAGCCCAGAAACCUUUUGCUCCGGAGGGUGAUAACAAACCUCUAAAUCCGUCAGAGAAAUCGUGGGAGCAGUGUCAUCACUCGGUGAGUUUAGGCUGCGAGGUUGGCAGUCGUGCGUUGGUUGAGGUGCUGCUUGUAGUUCUGUUCUCAUAGAAAGGGGAAGCAACAAGUUAUGGCGUUGCGUGACUCAGGAUGUAACACAACACUUAUGGAAUGAAGAAUUGGCUAAGUCACUUGGUCUUAAGGUGUUAAUGGAGAGAAGGCGUUGACCUUGCGGCACGUAAAGAACUGCCGUAUUGCUAGAGUUGGAAGAGAAGGGGUGAAGUACGUAUUGAGAGAUGUAAAAACGUUUCCUAACCUGGUCCGGAUCAGAAGAUAAAGUGGUCGGCAAUUAAACAGAACUUUAGCCACCUGAAAGAUUGGACUUGAAGGACACGGACACGGAUCCAGUGCGAUUGAUAAUAGGAGCAACAACUCAGAUUUGAUUCUACCAAUGCAGAUUGUGAAACCUUCAGGACAGUCACAUGCUAACAGAGUACCAUACGCAGUGGAGACACCUCUCGGUUGGGCAGUCACUAACUGGUUACCCGGUGAACAAAGAGUGGCAUCACCGUACAAUGCGUUUAAAGUGUAUGAAACAAGUGCAGGAGAAGAAGAGGAGUUGCAGCGGUUGUUACUGCUCAGUCGGAGGUAGUAGGGUCAUCGGGUGUGGUGAGGCUAGCAGAACCCGUGCGUUCAGUUGAACACAGACGCGCGUUGGCAGUACAGAGCAGACGACUAAGAAAUUGGAGGGUGAAGACGCUUAUGUGUCAGGGCUGCUUUGGCGCGAAGAAGACCCAUCGCUUCCUUAUAACUAUGAUAUUGGCUGUCCGGAGACUUGAGUCGUUAGAGAAGAAGUUUAAAAAUAAUCCAGGAUGACAUUGAGAAGGGUUACGUGCGGAAAACUAAAUAAAGAGAAAGUACACGUAUCGCUGACAGCAAAGUAUCCUGAGAUCAGGAGUUAUUAUUAUUUUUUUUGCUUCUUUGCUUAUUUGGCCCGAGAGGGAAAAAAAAUAACGCCUGAUACAUUUAUUUAACAAGCCGUCAACCGCCCCCUAAUUUACAUAAUCUAACGUCUCCCUUGACUUGUCAUGUUAUUAGCCAAUCAGCGUUUACCAGACGGGAAUCAAAUUUUGGCGGGAAUGUUCAGAUGGCGCUUCCCAAAAAUAUUUUUAAAUGUUUUUUUUUUGUGAUGACGUGGAGCUGCCGUACCUUUAUUUAGCAGCUACAAAUAAUAAAGAAUCUACUGGUAAAAGCUCGUUGAUUUCACGAAAUGAAAAGUGUUGUGAAAGCGACGAUCGCUCAGAAUAAUUCGCAGGGUUCUGAAGGAGGAAUUAACGCCAAACCAGGUCAAGAUUCCAAUCAUGAAUUGAUUAUUUGAAAAGUGAAACCGUUUGUCGCCUCUGUAACUUGUAGCCGGUAUCAAACUGCAUUCAAAUGAUCGGUGAAUUUUUGACUUCAACUUUUAAGUAUACGAUGAGAUGGAAAAUAUUUCAAUGGAUGAAAUUUCUAUUUAGACAUUCUUCAAAUUCAAAAAAACUGAGCCGGCAGAAAUUUGAUAACGAACUCGCGUGUCUACAUACGCAAGCAAAAAUGCAGACUGAAAAUCAACAACAACUAACGGAUGGCGGCAUUUUGGCCAAUCGGAACAGCGCAAAUCAUCCGUAUUGUUUCCUAUCCAAUCAGAAAAAAGUCCAGAUUCUGGCUUUUUUGCAUGUGAUCUGUAAAAGAAAUGUAUCAUGCCCUCCUCCCGAAGGCAGUUUACAGAGACAAAGGGAGAGGGCAUGAUCGCAGGCUAACAGCAAAGUGACUUGGUACUUACAGCUCCGUUUCGUUAUCACUCCCAAGACACCUGAUCGUCUCAGGAGAGUAUAUGAUGCAUCAGCGAAGUUCAGGUGUCAAAGGCUAAAUGAUAAAAUGUACACAGAACCAGACUACUUGUCGUAGUUGUUUGGUGUUUUGCUUAGAUUUUGCGAACUGAAAGAAGGAUAACGUUAGCAGCAGAUGUGAGAGAAAUGUACCACAUGUUGCGUUUACCUGAGAUUGAUCAGCCAGCCAUGAGGUUCCUUUGGAGGGAAUCGCCGAACGAAGAACCAAGUGGUUAUCAGUUUGAGAGAACAGUUUAGGAGAAGUGUCGGCGCCAUCUCGGGCUAACUACACGAUGAGGCGUAAUGCAGAUGAGAACAGGGUAGAUCUGCCCCUCGGCGUCAAGGCUGUUUAUCUACUGACUUGCGAGAAGCUAUUGAAAUGCGGAAGCAGAUGACAGAGUUAUUGCGCCGUGGAGGAUUCAAAUUACACAAGUGGCUAACAAAUGACCCUAAUGUAUUGGACUAGAACCCGGUAGAGGAUAGAUCUCCGCGUUUCCUUGAGUUGUGUGAAAAUAAAUUACCUGUCAAUCAAAAUCUUUCAUCAGUAUAUUUUUCACUUGCCAAGUUUCAGCUUGUUAACCGCAACCUUUCUCUUGCCAUGAUUUGGCAAAUGAUAUAUACUCGUUAACUGACAAAACGGUGUUCAGCCACCUUACCUUACAGCCGAAUUCGUUGUAACGCCCUGCCCGUUUGCAAACUUCAAAUCGGUUGUCUGUUCCGUCAAUCAUUUGAGCGUGGGUGGGGUUAAUGCAAAUCACAAUGCAACGCGCUCGCCCAGCUUGGCCCGUAAAAGCAAAAUUGAGAAUGACUGAAGACUGCUCAAGAAUAGCGAAGGAAUUCGCGAUAAUGAGUGGAAUUUUUUGUCGAGGGCAAGAGGUAGACUUUGCCUUUUUCUUGCAAAAGACAAGAAUAAGAAAGAUCUGAAAAAUCUUCCAAGAAAACAGAUCGAUUAUUGUCCGAAACAGGGUGAUCCAAAGCAACGAACCUUGAAACACAGAAAUAAACAAAUUGGAUGAAAAUGCACAAAUCACGAGUAAACAUGUGUUUCCUAAGAGGUCCGCCAAGAUUAUUAAAGUUUUUUUUUUCACACCCCGGAAAGCUUCAUUGUACUUUUUAUUAUUAGAAAGGAUAGCACUGUUAUCUAUACUGUUGAAAGAUGGAGGUUAAGCCCUCUCUCGAUCUCAAAAUGAUCAAACUUCUAACAUUUGAUAACUCGUUUCUGCCAUUACGACAUUCUCGCUAAAACUCGUAGUAGAAUGAAGUCGGCUAUCACGUUUUCACGCCAAAAUGACGCUGGUUCACGCGUGCGCAAUACUGUAUUGAAGAAAUCUCGUCCUCGUAGUCGUACUCGUCUUAGAAUCUAAAGGUCUCUAAUUUUUAUUUUAUUGGUAGCUAUGGUGACAAGACUCCAAAAUCCACACUUGCUCGAGCAUAUGCUUCGCUGUGGAUGAUCGUCGGAUUGAUGUUAAUGUCAAUCAUUACUGCCCAGGUCUCCUCGACCAUCACCUCCGAAAACCUGCGCUCCUUGGAUGACGAGUUUGGCAAAAAGGUACAAUAG
Molecule: messenger RNA, 9971 nt
Organism: Porites lobata
Lineage: Eukaryota; Metazoa; Cnidaria; Anthozoa; Scleractinia; Poritidae
Source: the annotation of a GenBank genome assembly